This is a messenger RNA of Cyanistes caeruleus (blue tit), 5756 nucleotides long. Lineage: Eukaryota; Metazoa; Chordata; Aves; Passeriformes; Paridae. The record is from RefSeq and is a predicted model, not a curated record.
UGUGGUAUUUUGUAUCUCACUUUAUUCACUGAAAGGUGAAACCUUAAAAAAUCAAGAUCAGAGAAACCCAACAGCUCGCACUAGUUUCUGUUCGUGCAUUAAAAUUAUCCGUGUUCUGUUCGGAUCUCUUACCAAAGCAGCUAAAAACAACUUUAUCAUGUAAGCAAUUUUUUUAGCUGCUUCGGAGUUUAAUAGCUUGAGAGGGGUGAUGUGUUCAAAGCAUUUGAAUGUGGUUCAGUAAAGCUUGGAAACGUGUCACAUCAGGUAUAAAGCUAAUAUCUUGGGGUUUUUCCCAGGCACACAUUCCUGUUGGUGUUGGGAAUACACUACUAACACACUUAAAACUGAGAAUUAGAUUUUUUACUGCUUUGACUUCUAGAUUUGCUGGAAGACCCUACUGUAUGCACUUUAGGUCCAACUGCAAUUGCUUACAGAAAAGACCAGUGCAUUUUCAUAGUAUUCUCUGAUUGGAUGGGUGAACUUCCAUCUUGGUAAUAUUUGGUUUAUCUCUUGUUAGUUUCUUUUCUCCUGUAAGAGAUGGAGCAGUAUUGUGAGUAAUGAGAAAUGUCCUGGUGACUACUUUAUCAUUAUAAUUCAAAGAUUUCCUUGGAGGCUGCUUUUAAGUUCUGUAGCUGAGUUGCAACAGAUACUUGCUCAAUGGUAGUCUGACAAGCAAUAACAAAAGUAUUCCGAAUGUUUUUAUUCCGAGUUGAAGAGAAUAUUUUGUUGGUGAUAAGAACUAACAAAUUUAGUCCUGGCAGCCUUUCUGUAAGGCACAAUAGGAAUAGGACUGAGCAGGGUUCCACGUGAGCUGGUGUGCAUUAGCAAGAAGACAACUCCCUUUUUAACCCUCAACCUUCAGAGGCCAUUGGGGCAGAGACCAUGCCCAGGAGCUUUAUUAUGUUGGCCAUUGUGAAGCCUCGCUGGGGAAAGCACCUUCAGAAGGGGACUCCUACUUUCCAUUACUUUGGAAAGCUUAUCCCUUUCCUCCCUAACAAUUCCUGAAGCUUUAUUUUGCCAUACAGCUAGUUUGUAAAAAGCCCUUGAAGUGUUAAUGUUCUGUUUCAUACCUCCCUUAUAUGACUUAAAAAACUGAACAGCUCAGUUAAAGUACUUAAUAUCCUAAUACCUCUUAAGUCAAACUCAUGUUUGAUUUAAAGGAUUUCAAGAGCAGGUUUUAGCAUUGUGUAGAGAGGAACAGAAGAUAAUAAGUAACUUUAAAUUUACUUAAUAAAACCUUUACAAUUGUUAGUGCAUUUAAUUUUGAUGCUUGUGAUUUCACAGUUGCAUUUAAUUUGAAGCCGGAUUUUAACAUGAACUUACGUUUAAGAAUUUCCGCUUUGAGUAACAGCAUAUAUUGCUCAUUAGUAGAGACCUGCCUGCCUUUCCAUAUGCAGGAACAAAAUUUGGAGGAAGAAAACUUUUUUAAAAAAGCCCACAACCCAAACAAACAAACCUCUCACAGAAAUACACAUAAUCUUGUGAAUAUGUAUGCUUUUAAAUGCUGCACAAGUAUCGUUUUACUGAAGUAUGUUAUGUAGUUAACAGUAUUGCCUUUUGGCUAGUGCAGUAAAGCUUCAAGCAACAUCCAAAGUAGUAAUGAAUAUUGGCCAGAGAUACCAGUACAUUAAUAUUAGGACUAACUAAAGGAUCCUAGAAAAUUUUAUAGAAAAAAGGCCAAAAGGAACAUAAUUCUUUCUGUUGGAAUGUGUACGUAUGGGUUCAUUCACUGAGCUUAUCUUGUAAAAGACUUCCUAUUUGUAGUGGCACAUACACUACAUAGUGUACAAAUCAGUAAUCAAAUAGAUCAUGUGGGAGCAAAAGUAAUGUAGAUGCUUAGUUCUGCACACUGCUGAGGAUCAGCAGUUCUUGGUAUUGCAAAGGUAGCAUCAGUAAGGGGUUCUUGGAUUACUCACAGUGGAAAGUAUUUUUUUAAUACAGGAACAUUCUCUAGUGUUCCGUGCUUCUGGAUACCUGACUACAAGAGAUUACAUAUCAGAAAUAAGCAGCAAUAACUAGUAAGCAGUAACUAAUAAGAAGUAUUGGCAAAAUUAAAUGUUUUGGGGGUUAAAAGUCCAGAGAAACAGAAUUUAUUUAGUGGGUUUGGGUAUCAAAGGUGGAAUUUGCUUGCUGUGUAUCAGUUGUAUUCACGUUAGUUUUGUCAGACAGUAAUAGAUACAGGUUUGCUACAGAUUUUAGCAUUAGUUUGUGAAGUGAGCUUGAUAGGGAUAGCAGAUGUUUCUUUUGCUGCUCUUUUUAAUCUUUAUCUAUGUAGGCUGAGGCUUUUUAUUCUACCCAUUUAAAUACUUUAGGGAGGUUUUUUUUGGUUUUUUUUUUUACUUUAACCCGUUUCUUCCUGUAAAGCCACACCUGUGCAUUGCACCCAGAGAAGGCCCUGUGUCACAGGAACUGGGGUAAGUACUGACUUAUCCAACCUGUUUUCUAGGUUUCCUAGAUCUAAAAGAAAGGCUGAGUUAGAGUACCCUUCCAAAAUGGCUGCUAUUAAGGAAGAGAGAGAAGUGGAAGACUACAAGAGGAAAGGAAGACGAUCCUCACAGCAGAAAUACCGUAGACUGAAUAAGGGCCAUGAGCCAAAGGAGCCAGAGCAGUUGAGAAAGCUGUUCAUUGGAGGUCUGAGCUUUGAAACAACAGAUGAUAGCUUGAGAGAGCACUUUGAGAAAUGGGGCACACUCACAGACUGUGUGGUGAUGAGAGACCCACAAACAAAACGUUCCAGAGGCUUUGGCUUUGUGACUUACUCAUGUGUGGAGGAGGUGGAUGCUGCCAUGAGCGCUCGACCACAUAAGGUUGAUGGACGCGUGGUUGAACCAAAGAGAGCAGUUUCAAGGGAGGAUUCUGUAAAGCCUGGGGCACACCUCACAGUAAAGAAAAUAUUUGUUGGUGGAAUUAAAGAAGAUACAGAAGAAUAUAAUUUAAGGGAGUACUUUGAAAAAUAUGGCAAGAUUGAAACCAUAGAGGUCAUGGAAGACAGGCAGAGUGGAAAGAAGAGAGGCUUCGCUUUUGUAACUUUUGAUGAUCAUGAUACAGUUGAUAAAAUUGUUGUUCAGAAAUACCAUACUAUAAAUGGACACAACUGUGAAGUGAAAAAAGCACUCUCAAAACAAGAAAUGCAGACUGCUAGCUCUCAGAGAGUGAAAUAUUUUGUAGGUCGUGGGGGUGGCUCAGGCAACUUCAUGGGCCGUGGAAACUUCGGAGGCGGUGGAGGGAAUUUUGGCCGAGGAGGAAACUUUGGUGGGAGAGGAAAACAUUCUCAUCUGUUUUGUGUUCUAGGAGGCUAUGGGGGUGGUGGUGGCGGUGGUGGGAGCAGAGGAAGCUUUGGGGGUGGUGACGGAUACAAUGGAUUUGGUGAUGGUGGUAACUAUGGAGGUGGUCCUGGCUAUGGCAGCAGAGGAGGUUAUGGUGGUGGUGGAGGACCAGGAUAUGGAAACCCAGGUGGUGGAUAUGGAGGUGGAGGAGGAGGAUAUGAUGGCUACAAUGAAGGAGGAAAUUUUGGUGGUGGUAAUUAUGGUGGAAGUGGAAACUACAAUGAUUUUGGCAAUUACAGUGGACAACAGCAGUCUAACUAUGGUCCCAUGAAAGGUGGUGGCAGCUUUGGUGGCAGAAGUUCAGGCAGUCCCUAUGGUGGUGGCUAUGGAUCUGGAAGUGGAAGUGGGGGCUAUGGUGGUAGAAGAUUCUAAAAAUGCUACUAGAAAAAGGGCUACAGUUCUUAGCAGGAGAGAGAGCGAGGAGUUGUCAGGAAAGCUGCAGGUUACUUUGAGACAGUCGUCCCAAAUGAAUUAGAGGAACUGUAAAAUCUGCCACAGAAGGAACGAUGAUCCAUAGUCAGAAAAGUUACUGCAGCUUAAACAGGAAACCCUUCUUGAUCAGGACUGUCAUAGCCACAGUUUGCAAAAAGUGCAGCUAUUGAUUCAUGCAAUGUAGUGUCGAUUAGAUGUACAUUCCUGAGGUCUUUCUCUGUUGUAGCUUUGUCUUUCUUUUUUCUUUUUAUUUUCCCAUUACAUCAGGUAUAUUGCCCUGUAAAUUGUGGUAGUGGUACCAGGAAUAAACAAAUCAAUGAAUUUUUAACUUUUCAAUAUUUGUGUAGUUCAGUUUUUCCACAUUUAGUGCAGAGAUCUCUAUAACAGAAAUGAAAUGUAGUUUAGGGUGUUUCCUUGUUAGUUAAUAGAGAAGAUAAAUGCAUUUUUCAAUUACUAUUUUGUAUUAAUUUAAAGUUAACAAUAGAAACACCUAUUGAUUUGCAGUCUUAAGGGGUCUAGUCUCAGUGUAUAUACGUAACUGUCAUUGACAUGAGUUUCAUAGGCAUACAGAGGGAAAACAUCUGUAUGUUACAUUAUAGUUUGUUUAGAUGUAUAACUAGGAUUGAGUUACUCAAAUUAGUGUUUGUGAAUCAUAGAGCUAAGCUUUAUCUUAAUGAAAACUUUAAAUUACUUUUUGGUUUGUGCAUAUUUUUUUAAUUUGUAGUUCUGUAUUAGUACUAGCGCUUCAAGAAAAAAAAGGCAUGAUAAAUAUUUUAACAAGACCAACUUUAGACACAUGAAAGCUGUCUCCCGUCUCAUUUGAGAUGCAAAAGGGAUAACUGAAGUUGUUUAAGUCUUGGGUGGAGAGAAAAAGAAAUUUGCUUUUUACCUUUAUAUUUAUUGUAAUUCCCGAGAAGUUAAGGUGGGGGGAAUCAAGUGCCUGUUUCCUUGGGAUAUACAAUGAUUCUGUUUCAAUAAAACUAUACUUGGGGGAGGGUGGCUUGGAAUUUUCAUCCCCUUUGUCCCCAUUUCCUUUUCCCUCACACCAGACUGCACUGUUUCAAUUAAAUGAGGCUUCAUAGUGAGAGUAAUAGGUAUGUUACUCAAUAAUUUAAUGGCUAUAUACUUUCUUGCAUGCACCCUAGGCAAUUUUCUGGACACAUACUUCUGACUGGGAGCCAAGGGUAGCACAGGUGUAAUCACUGACAGUCCCAGGUAAUGCGUUCCAAAAGCCCAUUCCCCAUGGGCUCUUAAAUAGAGUUCUUGAGCUGUUUCCCUGGCAGAUGUCUGUGCUCAGCUGAGAGCUCAAAGAUAAAGAUAAAACAUGAUCUAGUUGUAUUUUACCGACUAGAAGCACUCCCACAACAUAGAGGGGUACGGUCCUGAGUUCUCACAGGUAGAAUGAUAGUGUGCUACAACUGGAUUUGGUGCAGUGGAGUAGAAAAUACGACCAGUACAUGUGGCUAGCAAUUGUACUUCAUUCUCACUUCUGACCUCCAAAUUAAGGCACUGCAGUCUGUCCUGUCCUCAUCUGAUGUGAAUUCUCUUGACUAUUGCCAGGCCAGUGCUUGCUGUAAAUUCACUCAGAAGAGUAGGGACCCAGUCAAUAAAAGAAAUACUCAGACACUUGGCAAUAUGUAUUGGAAUUACUCACACCUGUUUUCACUUCUGGGUCAAUGUGCAGAAUAAGGUAAAUGCAAUUCCAGUGUAGGAAUGAAUCUGCAAAGAUGUAUGAAAUGGCUUAAGGCAUAAUCAGUCAUAUUAAUAAUGAAUUAUAAUUUUUAAGAAGUGGUAGAAAAAUAAGUGUGUUGUUUGAAAAAAAUUAAACAUAUGUUAUUUAAACGCUGUUAUUGGAGUGUAUUUAGACUGCAGUACGCUAAAACAAGAAACCAGUGUCAAGAUGGUAGCCUCCAAAAUGGAUUUCAAAGUCUGCUUAUUCUUGUCUGUGGAGUUCUGAAAGAUCUCAAAAGUUAAAGCAAGAAUUGGUGGUUUAGUGAA